GUCAAAAUGUCAGACAAAAGUGAUUUAAAAGCAGAACUUGAGCGCAAAAAACAACGUUUGGCUCAGAUAAGAGAAGAAAAGAAACGGAAGGAGGAAGAAAGGAAGAAAAAAGAGGCUGAUCUACAACAGAAGAAGGAGCCAGCUCAGGAAGAUUCUGACCUAGACCGUAAAAGAAGAGAGACAGAAGCUUUGUUACAGAGCAUUGGUAUAUCCCCAGAACCACCUCUAGUCCCAACCCCUAUGUCUCCCUCUUCGAAAUCAGUGAGCACACCCAGUGACGCAGGCAGCCAGGACUCAGGGGAUCUGGGACCCAUAGGAAGGACCUUGCAAUGGGACACAGACCCCUCAGUGCUGCAACUCCAGUCUGACUCUGAACUUGGACGCAGACUGCACAAACUAGGGGUGUCAAAGAUUACCCAGGUUGAUUUCUUACCUCGGGAGGUGGUUUCGUACUCCAAGGAGACACAGACACCUCUGGCCACACAUCAAUCUGAAGAGGAUGAAGAUGACGAAGAGAUGGUGGAACCAAAAACACAGGAUGACUUGGAGACAGAAAAUCAAGACCAGAAGCAGGAGGUGAAAGAAGCUCCUCCUAGAGAACUGACAGAAGAAGAAAAGCAACAAGUUCUCCAUUCAGAAGAAUUCCUGAUAUUUUUUGACCGCACAAUACGUGUAAUUGAGCGAGCUUUGGCUGAAGAUUCUGACAUCUUCUUUGACUAUAGUGGCAGAGACGUAGAAGAAAAAGAUGGAGAUGUUCAAGCAGGAGCCAACCUUUCCUUUAAUCGGCAAUUUUAUGAUGAGCACUGGUCAAAGCAUCGUGUGGUCACCUGCAUGGAUUGGUCUCUUCAGUACCCUGAAUUGAUGGUUGCAUCUUAUAACAAUAAUGAAGAUGCUCCACAUGAGCCUGAUGGGGUAGCCUUGGUGUGGAACAUGAAGUUCAAGAAAACCACGCCAGAAUAUGUGUUCCAUUGUCAGUCCUCCGUGAUGUCAGUCUGUUUUGCCCGCUUUCACCCAAACCUGGUCGUCGGUGGAACGUACUCUGGCCAAAUUGUCUUGUGGGAUAAUCGCAGUCACAGGCGCACUCCAGUUCAGAGAACUCCCUUAUCUGCUGCUGCUCACACGCAUCCUGUGUAUUGUGUGAAUGUAGUUGGAACACAGAAUGCACACAAUCUUAUUACUGUCUCUACGGAUGGCAAAAUGUGCUCCUGGAGCCUGGACAUGCUCUCAACUCCACAGGAGAGCAUGGAGCUGGUAUACAAUAAGUCCAAGCCAGUGGCGGUCACAGGAAUGGCUUUCCCAACCGGAGAUGUCAAUAACUUCGUUGUGGGCAGUGAAGAGGGGACAGUCUACACAGCCUGUCGUCAUGGAAGUAAAGCUGGCAUUGGUGAAAUUUUUGAAGGCCACCAAGGACCUGUCACAGGAAUCAAUUGUCACAUGGCAGUGGGUCCAAUAGACUUUUCCCAUCUCUUUGUCACAUCAUCAUUUGACUGGACAGUGAAAUUGUGGACCACAAAGCAAUGCCAGGGGACUUUGAGUCAUGUGGAACAUUCAAAACUGACCCCUGGGUUUGUAGGCAGUGCGAUUUUAUUGUCCUUCCUGUUCCUAUUGUUUCAACAGGUUCCCACAGCCAGUGUCACCAUAGAAGGAGCGUCUGCCCUCAACCGUGUCCGCUGGGCCCAGGCUGGGAAGGAGGUAGCAGUUGGUGAUUCAGAAGGCCGCAUAUGGGUCUAUGAUGUCGGAGAGCUGGCUGUGCCACACAAUGACGAGUGGACACGUUUCGCCCGGACCCUGGUGGAGAUCCGCGCCAACCGAGCCGACAGUGAAGAAGAGGGGGCGGUGGAGCUUUCAGCAUAGAGGGAGAGGAGCAGCGCCCGCCACAACAGCAGCUUCCCCCACCGAGUGCGCCAGUGUUCAGUGUCAGAGUCAGUCUUGCUGUGGCUUUUGAUGCCAGUGUACAUGCCAGUAUUGCUCAAAGCAUUCCAUAUUAAUCACACUGCUUUAUACAAGGCUGAAAAUAUCCAGAGCAUUUUCAUACUUUAUAUUCCUGUCUGAAAAGUAAGAAAGAAAAGACAAAUCAACCCUUUAUGGGUUUAGUUGUUGCCUUUUAACUACUUAGUAGCUGUAUUUAAUAGCUAGGAACCCCUGGUUAAACUUGUGCUCACAUUGCCCUUCUGGCAUAGUCCUAUUAAAUCCAUAUGAAGCCAGAUAUGAUUAUGUGCAGAUGUGGUGUGCUUCACUGUAUGGGACUGGGCCAAAGACUUUAGAUGUGGUGUAUCACAUGGUGACUUACAUUAUGAAUGGAUGUACUAUACGAAAGUUGCUGCUCCUUAUUUAUUGCGGUGUGCUGCAUGGAACAUAUUUAUUUGAAAGCAUUAAAAUAAACGAUCCUAAAGCAUGUGCAUAAUGAGAGAACUGCAUUGUCUGUGUGCUGCUGUAGAGGUUACAUUGAAGUCCACGUAACAAUUACAGUACAUCAGUUGUGCUUAAGAUGUAAGAUCUAUAAAGGUUGGCUUGAGUGGACGGAAUGAGUUCCCUUUCCUUUUUUUUAAGAUGCCUAUUAUUUCUAGGCACUUUAACUAUAUUUCAGUUGGUCACUGAUACUUGUCACGCAAGUUAACACUAACAGUCUGACAAAGGGUUGUGGUUCCCAAGUAUGACACCAGUAUUGCCAAUAAAAUGUAUCAGGCCUGUUCU
Cyanistes caeruleus (blue tit) is the source of this 2694-nucleotide messenger RNA. NCBI's taxonomy places the organism in Eukaryota, Metazoa, Chordata, Aves, Passeriformes, Paridae. The record is from RefSeq and is a predicted model, not a curated record.